AUGGGGGACUCGUUAAGACCCAAGGACUUUCGAGAGUUAGUUCAGAGAGUGACGACGAGGUGUCGAGAUAUGUGCAGCCAGCAUGCGGCGGAGCUUUCGGGCGAGCAAGAUAAGUCUUCGAACGUUAUACCUAAGGCAGCGCAGAUCGAGCUGAAGCAGCUCUCGUCCCGCCUAACUUCUGCCGUAGACUCCGUCGCUUCUGUUACGAAAGAUCAAGGUCUACAGGAAACAGCGUUUCCGGGCCCCGACGACAACCAGCUUUUAGUGUUAUCCAAGGCGCAGGCGGAGGCUCUUGAGUCGGAAAUAAAGGAGCUGGCUGUAUUAGUAAAGCAGCGACGGACUAAGAUGCUGGAGAAAGUCCGAAAUAAACUGGGAGUUAAGCUAGAGCGAUUGAAGAAGUCACAGAAGAUGUAUGGUGCUGCAGCUGCGAAAUGUACACGAG
Molecule: messenger RNA, 442 nt
Organism: Closterium sp. Naga37s-1
Lineage: Eukaryota; Viridiplantae; Streptophyta; Zygnematophyceae; Desmidiales; Closteriaceae
Source: the annotation of a GenBank genome assembly